Myzus persicae (green peach aphid) is the source of this 1766-nucleotide messenger RNA. RefSeq lists its product as uncharacterized. Gene Ontology annotation, cellular component: SCF ubiquitin ligase complex. The transcript is spliced from 7 exons. The record is from RefSeq and is a predicted model, not a curated record. Gene Ontology annotation, molecular function: protein binding. Gene Ontology annotation, biological process: SCF-dependent proteasomal ubiquitin-dependent protein catabolic process. Lineage: Eukaryota; Metazoa; Arthropoda; Insecta; Hemiptera; Aphididae. The coding region runs from base 394 to 1575 and encodes 393 amino acids.
UCAUGGUCAUUGGUCAACGAUGUGCGUCAUAAAAAAUUAAGCAUAAUAUUAUUUAACAAAAUUUUCGUUUUUCAUGUUUUACAUCUGUUGAACAAUAUUUCAAUAACAAUAAUUAUCAACGAUUCGAAGUUAUCACCGAGAAGUAUCGAGCAUCAGGCAUUAUAAUUUAUAAUUAUAUCGCGUUCAAUAGGUUGAUACUCGAAACAUCGAGUCAAUCGUCAUCUUGACAAUAAAUAAUAAUAUCAUCUUGAAUAUUAUUCCAGAAGUAUAGAAGAUUGAAGAAUGAGCCAGCCACCUGCAGCAGUCCAUGUAGUAACAGUUACGCGAUCGCGAUUAUCUGCAUAGGUUACUCUUCUCUUGUCGAAGUCGUGAGCAAUUUGAAAAUCUCGUAACAUGGAGAACAGUAACAAGAGACCAUUAGAAGAUGAGUGUCAAUAUUUGCACACAGAAACAAAGAAACCUAAAGCGUCUCAGGCCACAACAACGACAUCACAUCCUAAAUCCUCAAAGCAAAUUGUUGGUUUUCAAGAUUUAUCGGAUGAUGUUAUUAUGUAUUUAUUUAAAUAUUUGUCACAUGAUAAUCUUGCCAAAAUGGCAUUAAUAUGCCCUAACUUGUUAAGAGUUAGUCAUGAUUGGACUUUAUGGAAAAAACCAAGGUUCGAAAAGUUUGAAAAAUCUAUGGAAGAUGUAUACUUGAGUUACUUAAAAAAAGAUACCACUGAAUUGUAUAUAUCAUGUAAUGAUGUUCCAAAUGCUGAUAAUUCAGUUUCUCACAAAUUUUUAAUACAAUUAGAAACAAAAUGCCCAGAAUUACAACAUUUAACGUUAACAAAUCAAGUAUUUGAUGCCAGUGAAAUAAGUGUAAAGAUUUUGCAUCGAAAAUUAAAAACGCUAACAAUUGAUAAUACUGUUAUUGAAAACAUUCCAGACAGCUCUUCAUAUUUAUGUGGUAUAAACAAUGCUUGCCCAGAUUUAGAGCGAAUUAUAAUGACCAACAACGAUUGGUUUUUGCCAAAUUGUUUAUAUGCAUUGGCUAAGCUGGAACGUUUAAACUACUUAAGCCUUGCUGGUUGCAAACAGUUCAGGGAUUGUAUUCCAUAUGCAAGUAUUACUGCUAUAACUGGAUUCAAAUCAUUACAGACUCUUGAUUUGCGUUUUACUCCAGUAAGCGAUCAUGAACUUGUUUGCUUUCAAAGAUUAACAACUUUGAAAAAUGUUCUUUUGGAAAGUCCUGAUUAUAUGAAUCACGAGAGAGAUGCAACAAUUACUGAUUUGGGUCUGGCAGGAUUUUGUACUGCUACCUUUGAAUUCCACUAUCCAUACAUACAAAUUUUGAUUGAUAGACGUGGUGGAGUGAAUUUAAGAAGAGUUCAUGAAAGGAAUGAUAAUGUUGAUAGAUGCAGUAUUGAAACUUUAUAUGUUCGCAACUAUCCGAAAGUAACUGAUGCAUUUUUGAAGACUGCUGUCAGAACUUGUCCAUACCUGAAAUCAUUAGACAUUACUGGCUCAUGUUGUACUUCAGCAGAAAUUGAACAUUAUAAAGCAAACAGACCUAGUACAAAGGUUAUAUGCUGAAAAGACUGAGAAAUAUGUUGACAUAUAGGGUAAUAUAUUGUUAUGCGAAGACGUGAUGUGAGGUGAAAGGGUAGCAAGACAUGUUCAAUCCUUAUAUAUUUUGUGUUAUAUAAAACUCUUAUAACUAAUUCUACAGUAUAUUGAUAUUAAUGAAUCAGUUUAAAAUUAAAUUUAUGGGUGUUUGUAAAUAA